CUUCGGCGGCGCGCGGAGGGUGGGACCAAGGCCUCGAGUUGGAUAGUUACGCCAUUCACACAUGGAGAAGUGCUAACUGGACAGCGGUGCUAGCCAAUCGCAAUCAGUCCUCUGAAGGGAGACUAGGGUGGAGUCUUCGGAUACUGCAGUUGCAGUUCUAAGAACAGAUAGAAUUGGCUAUGGAUAAUUCAUAUGAUUUCAAUCAACGAAGCUCCUGUAAUGGAAUUCCAUCUGAAAGGAUAAACAGUUUCCUUGUGUCAGAAGAUCAUGGACAAAAAAUCUUGAGUGUACUACAGAAUUUUAGAGAACAAAAUGUCUUUUAUGAUUUCAAAAUAAUCAUGAAAGAUGAAAUAAUCCCAUGUCAUCGGUGUGUGUUAGCAGCAUGCAGUGAUUUUUUCAGGGCUAUGUUUGAAGUAAACAUGAAAGAAAGAGAUGGUGGAAGUGUUACUAUUACUAAUUUGUCCUCCAAAGCAGUAAAAGCAUUUCUUGAUUAUGCCUAUACUGGAAAAACAAAGAUAACAGAUGAUAAUGUGGAAAUGUUCUUCCAGUUGUCAUCAUUUCUUCAAGUUUCCUUCCUAUCCAAAGCUUGCAGUGACUUUUUAAUAAAAAGUAUUAAUAUUGUCAAUUGUUUACAGUUGUUAUCCAUAUCAGAUAGCUAUGGCUCUACCCGUUUGUUUGAGCAUGCAUUAUACUUUGUGCAACAUCACUUUUCUUUGUUAUUUAAAUCCAGUGAUUUCUUAGAGAUGAAUUUUGGAAUACUGCAAAAAUGUCUGGAAUCGGAUGAAUUAAAUGUUCCUGAAGAAGAAACUGUACUGAAAGUUGUCCUCAGUUGGACUAAAUAUAAUUUGGAAUCAAGGCAAAAGCAUCUGCCUUAUUUGAUUAAAAAAGUAAGAUUGCAUCAGUUGUCUGAGGAGACACUUCAAGACUGUCUGCUCAAUGAAGAGAGUUUACUCAAAAGCACAAACUGUUUUGACAUAAUCAUGGAUGCAAUUAAGUGUGUGCAAGGUUCUGGUGGACUUUUCCCUGAUGCUCGACCAUCCACAACUGAAAAAUACAUAUUUGUUCAUAAAACUGAGGAAAAUGGAGAAAAUCAGUAUACAUUUUGCUAUAAUAUUAAAACUGAUUCAUGGAAAAUACUGCCACAAUCACACCUGAUUGAUUUGCCAGGAUCUAGUCUGUCAAGUUAUGGAGAGAAAAUAUUCUUGACAGGUGGUUGCAAAGGGUCAUGUUGUAGAACAGUUCGACUUCAUAUUGCAGAGUCAUAUCAUGAUGCCACAGAUCAAACCUGGUGCUACUGUCCAGUCAAAAAUGAUUUCUUCCUUGUAUCGACUAUGAAAACACCAAGAACCAUGCAUACGUCAGUGAUGGCUCUCAAUAGGUUAUUUGUCAUAGGUGGAAAGACUACAGGAUCUCAGGACAUUAAAAGUCUCUUAGAUGUUGAAUCUUACAACCCUCUUUCCAAAGAAUGGAUGUCUGUUAGCCCGUUACCCAGGGGCAUAUACUAUCCCGAAGCAAGUGCAUGCCAAAAUGUAAUUUAUGUUCUUGGCUCAGAAGUGGAGGUUACAGAUGCCUUCAACCCAUCGCUUGAUUGCUUUUUUAAAUACAAUGCUACAACUGAUCAGUGGUCUGAAUUAGUAGCAGAGUUUGGGCAGUUUUUUCAUGCAACACUAAUUAAAGCUGUCCCAGUAAACUGCACACUCUAUAUAUGUGACCUUUCCACCUAUAAGGUUUAUAGUUUUUGUCCAGAUACUUGUGUUUGGAAGGGUGAAGGAUCAUUUGAAUGUGCAGGCUUUAAUGCAGGUGCAGUAGGAAUUGAAGAUAAAAUUUAUAUACUAGGUGGUGAUUAUGCACCAGAUGAAAUCACAGAUGAGGUGCAGGUCUACCACAGCAGCAGGUCUGAGUGGGAGGAAGUUUCACCAAUGCCAAAAGCCUUAACUGAAUUCUAUUGCCAGGUGAUUCAGUUUAAUAAAUACAGGGACCCAUGGUUUUCUAAUAAUUUCUAAAAGUAGUGUGUGCCUAGACAUUCUAAAAUUCUUCCAGCUCUAGAAACCUACAGUGAAUUUGUUAAUAGUUGGUAAAAGGUCUUUACAUCUUAGUAAAAUAAAAUGUACCUUCUAUUAGAGAAUUACUGUGAAUAUAUACUAUAUAUGAAUUAGCAGUUCCAAGAAACUUAAAAUACAAAAUACAUUUUACCAAAAAUAUAUUGAACAUAAUUAAAUCUGGGAAGAUCCAGGAUACUUGGUAUUUUCGUAUGUAAAUAAAACUCAUAGGCUUUGAUGUUUUGAUUUUUAAAGUACUUUAUCCAUGAACAUGAAAGACAAGUAAAAAUAAGUACAAAGUUCACCGAUUUGUACUAUUUAGAUGGGAGAAGUCUCUUUAGGUAGUCAAAACGAAUUAUUUACACUCUGUAUUAAGUGAAAAAAUAAAUUAGAAAGAGGUGAUAAUCCUACUUUGUUACUACAGGUAUAAGAGUUGUUGAAUUCCUGUCCUUUCUGAUCAUUGAGUUUUUAAAUCCUUCUUUUCUUUCACCGCUGUUUGGUCAGAAAUUUUUCUGAAAUGCAGUGUAAUUUCCCAGCCUCCUAAACUGUACACUAAACAUGGCUUAACUUUUUUUGAUUCAACUCUUCAUUAAGAGUGUAAUAUACCAUGUUAUAAUUCCAUAAUGAUAUCAGUUACUGAAAUGCUUUUAACAUUGCUGAUUCUAUUAGUUCUCAGUAUUAGUUGGUUUCAAUUUUAGCAGUAUCUUGUCUCCUUAUUUUCUGCUCAAGCUUAGUAAAUUAACAUCCUUGAUUUAAUUACUAGUUCUAAGUAAUACCUGAGCUGAUUUUAUGUUAAUAUGUAACCCAUUGAAUGAAGUUCUUGGAUUCUGGAAUGGAAGUGCUAAAAUACUUUUUCUGUGUCAUUGCCAGGUUCCAAUAUAAUUGAGGAUGUAGAAAAUCUGACCUCUAGAUAAGUGGAUCAUUAUCGUUGCAUUUCUUAAUCUUUUAAAUGUCCAAAUUUGAGUUGCACUAAGGAAUUUCAGCAUUUAAAUGAGUACCAUAUCAGUUUUCUGUGAUAAUACAUACCAACUGUCAAGCACCAUGUUGGUUUACUACUUUAGUAAAUUAUUCAUAGUGAAUUAUUUUCUAAAUUUAAAACAAAUUACUGGGCUUUUGGUAGUAGUAUUAACAACUUACAUCUGUUGAGAUGUUUAAUCAUCUUUAACCCAAACAAUGGAAGAGUAGCAAUCAUCCUGUUCUCAGCUAGGACGAUUCUGCUUUGCAAGAGGAUAUGCUUUCUUUAAUCAGUUUAAAAGAUAUAAGCAUUUUAGGUUUUAAAACCCCUGGUUUUACAGCUCAGGUAAUGUGUAGAUUGGAUUUCUCUGGAAUCAAAUGUAGUUUCCUACACUCUAGUAAAUGUUCAUCUGUUGUAAAUGGACUUAUUCUUUAAAAGUAUGUUCCAAAGUGGAAAUAUUCCUAAGUGAAGGUUCUUUUACCAUAUAAAUGUAUGCCAUCUUAGGUUUCAAAUAUAUUUUUCAAAAUGGAACAAAUAUUAGACUACAUUAUCAUGCGAUUGCAAAAUCAGGGACUGUCCUUUAAUCAGAUGACAGUUGCAUAAAAGGUAUUCUGUAGAAUUGGUGGCCUUCCUCCCUACCUACUUUAGUUGUUUCUUCCCUUUCCUCUGUGUGUGUGUGUGUGUCUUUGAAAACACAUUAAGACCAUAACAUAGUGGGUGAACUAUACAUAUGUGGAUGUACUGAACUCUUAAUUUAAGCAGAUAUAAAUAAUUAAGAUAAAUAAUCGUUUUAAUCAUUGACUCUAUAAAUUGUUCAUCUCUUCCAGAAAAGAGAAACUAAAGCAAAUGGAAUCCCUUCCUGAUCUUGUUUCAUUACUGUAUCAUGUUGAUUUCUACCAUUCUUCUCAUUGGCUAUUGAUUUACGGUAAUGAUCUGGAAAUACCCUUGUUAUCAAGGCCUAACUGGCUUCCUCUGCAUUUGAUUUAAUAUACUUUCUAACGCACAAGGUUUUUGUCUUAGUUUCUACAAUUGUUGCAAUUACUUUUAAUUAUUUUCCCUUAUUAACCUGCAUUUCUGUCUGCAUCUGAGUGCUUUUCAUCUGUUAUAACUGCAAUAAAAGUAGUGUAGUCAUAAAUCCCCAAACUUUUCUUUUGUUUACUAUUUGGUUGGCACAAUAGCAAUCUGUGCUAGGCUUGGCUCUGUUAAUAAUUGAUCUUGUUCCCUCCAAUUUUGCAUCUUCUUAUAAAGGUAGAAUUUUCAUUUGAUCUAUCUGUCCUGGAUCAAAAUCCACAAGAACCCAACCACACACAUCGUCAAUGACUGAACUGGCUAUAUCUUUCUGAUCUUGCCAGUCACUGUGGCUUCACAGUCCAAGAACCACAUAUAUCAUUCUGGCCUCACCCUCCAUUCUGGAUCUCUGACAUGCAAGUCUCAGUACCCUCGGAGGAACUGUAAGGUUAGGGAAGAGGAAAUAAUAUAUCCCUUUAUCAAUGGCCCUUCCCGUAGUCUUUGUUUUCUUUAAAUUCUGCUUUCCUUUCAUUAUUGUGCUUUAGCCAACGCCACAGUGUAAAACAAAAUGAUUGUGCUCAUUACCCAGAUCACCUUCCUUCUUGUGGGAAAAUUCUGUUUAACAUUUCUAAUCCUUUAUCAUUUGUCUUACUCCACUACAUUUGGAUUAUGCACAUAAAAAACUCUAAUAGUGUAAUGUCUUCUAAAUUUGAAAGUAGGGAUAUGGCAUUAUUAAAAAUAAAAAGAUUAAAUUCAACAUUUAUAUGAAAUCAAUUCAAAGUUAAUGGACAUUCUUAGAGCAAUCUUCAAAUUUCGUUUAAAAUAUGGAGCGCUUUGUUCAUCUACUGCCUGUGUGACUGAGCAGUAUGUAGAAUAUUUGCAUAAUCAAAAUUAACUGCAUUCUCAUUAACACUCAAUUCUGCUUUGGGGAGGAAAAGAGGUCUUUAUCACAGCAGUAUUCAUUAUAUGCUACCCUUGAAAGCUAGAAUAUUUUGAGAGAGUGACCACAUCCUGCAGUGUGAUUCCAUUUUUCCGAGAUACCAAGAGCAAUUAAAUACGGGUCCAGGGUACCUAGCUCAAGGUAUACAAUUUGAAAAGCAGAAUCAGGUAUAGAGGAAAGCAUCUGUUUGCAUUUUGAGAUUUGGAAGCAAUAAAUACAAUGUAAUGAUUAUAUAUGUUGUUGAAUAUAUAGUGUUAAUUUUAGAUCAUCAUCCUCAGUUUAAUUGGAUGCAGUGUCUGGAAUUUCUUAUAUUUACAAUUGAAUGUGUAAGACUCAAAAAUGUCUUCCAAUAGGCAGCUCUAGAGGACAACCUAAAAACAAAGGCUGGAAUUUAUAGGGAAUAUUUCUGUUCAACGUAAGAAAUAACUUUAUUCCACUUUAUAAAGCCAUAUUUAGAAUAAGACAAGUUAUCACAGACUGUGACAUGUGGCAGAUGAUUAGCCCAAUAAAUUCCUACCGAGGAAUGAACAACCAAAGAUUUCUACAUUCUAUUUAUAUAUUUUUAUCUUACUAGUUCUCUGACAUGACUAAUGACUUUCUCCUCCAGUUUGUUUAGCAUUUUAGGCAUUCUGAGUAUCUUGAUUUCAAUGGUUUUGCAUAGUCAAGGUUUCAAUAGGACUUGAGCCUUAAAACUAUCAUUUCAAGAGCAUUCUUAUUGAAAUGAAUUUGUUCUUUUUCAUUUUUAAUUACUCAGGAAAAAGUCUACAUAAAUGGUGCUGGCAUUUAUAGUAAGCUGCUAAUAGGGAUUUUUCUUUCUGUCUACCAUAGGCACACAUUUGUUUUAUAGUAAAUAGAAACUGAAAGGCAAGUACCUAAAGUUUUCUCCUGAAUUACUGUUCUUAUUUCAUUGCAAAUGUAGCUAUAUAGCUAAAUGUAGUGAUUCUAGUUAAAGAUGGUGUGAUUUGAAAGAAUAUCUUUAUAUCUUAAAAAUCUAGAUGUAUUCAUAAGUAAAUUAUAUUUGAUGACACUGACGCUCAAUCAAAUUUAAUAUCUAAAUAGGGAAUUUAACCAGGAUGAUACUAUUACACACUUAUCAAAAGGUAACUUCUAAAUCAUAGACUCAGAUUCAGACUUGAAAAUAACCUUAGAAUCUAAUAUAGCUUUCAACCAGGUAUAGAAAGCCUCUCUAAAUUCUAAAACACCCUUAACAGAUGAUGUUUUUUUUCAAUUUCUAAUUCAGUGCUUCCAGGGGUAAGAAGCUCACUACCUCCAUUUUUGAACAGUUCUAUUAAAGUUCUUCCUAACAGUAACACCAAUUCUGCCCUCCUGUAAUGACCUCCAGCCCUUGGUCCUAGGUUGCCCUCUCCCCAAGUAUUUGAAACAGUAGAAUGUCUCCCAUUUCAAGACCUCCUUUUCCUUCUUGUUUAAAAGCUUAACACUGUAAAACCUGCCAUAAUGGCCGGAGUUACAUAUUUCUCCUUGUACGCUUGCCUCUAUUUUAGCUCUGUCACCUUUUUAGUGGAUUGCACCUGAUCAGCACUGCAGAGCCUCUUGAUAAUUUACGCAACUCAUUCCCUUAACCAGCUCUCUAGUUCCUACAAAUCCAAUUUGGGCUAAAGCCCUGCUGUCUCUCCUACCUCCAUCAACACAAUCACAAACACAUAUUUUCUGGGAAAGGAAUUCUAAAGCUAAAUUUUAGUAAGUCUUAGAAGCAUUUGUCAUUGGAUUUGAUUUUCAGAACUUUAAAAACCCUUCUAAAAAAGACUAAAAAGUAUACAAAAAAUAGAAACUAAGGCAGUUACAUCCUUGAUGGUUAAUGAGAGGACAAUUUGUUCACAGAUCAAUAAAUAUCAGCCUUACGGUAAUAAUCUAAGUCUGGAGAUUCAUCUGUGCUGUUAAGCCAGUUGGAUAGAGUAUAUUUCCAUAAAACAAUACCAUUAUUAAAUAACCCUAUGGGUCAGGAAGCCUUAUUCAUUUCAUUAACUUUGACAACAUUACCAACCAUAACUUUCUAACUAGCUCAACAAAUAUGCUUUUGGUUCCAAGGAUAACAAGGUUGCUGAAAUAACUCAAGAGUAGUACAUUUCUCUGAGUAUCACAUUGUGGUGUAAAUAUUUCUUUACAUGUCUGUCGUCUUCAUUUAAUUGAAAGCUCUUAGGAAUAGGGAUAUAUAUUCAUCAUUUCUGGACCUAGCAAUUAGCACAGUGCCUGCAUAUAAUAAGGCAUCCAAUAAACUGAUACUCUAUCGAGCCAGUAUGUGAAGCAAAGUAUGUUUAUUAUAGUUAUAUUGUUACUGAAUAGGUUCGAUAUAAUUGUACAUUUUGCAACUUAUUUUCAUCUACAAAGGAAAUUGUUUAGACUUACAUUAGGAUUUUAUAUUUUAGAAUGCUAUCGCAUUGUAUAACACUUUAGUAAUCUAUUAAUGUAUGUGUUAUUUCUUUUUGUAAUAAUCGAUACCUUUCUCAUGUUUAAAAUCUCUGAGAAAUUGGAUUAGUUAAUUUAUACAACUUCAUUUUUGUGAGUAUGUGGAAAAGUUAAUAAUGAAGCAUUUUCUAUUUGAGAAUGAAAUUGCAUUAUACAGUGCACUAUCCACCUGAGAACAUGUGUUGAUUUUAUAGUUGUAUAGUACAUGUGUGUAUAGUUGGUUCUUGAAAGUGAACUUGUAGUUUCAAAGUCAUUUACCCACCUAAUUUUUAGUACUUAGGAAUUAUUUGUUCUCAGAGAAUUUUAUUUAUAAUAUCUAAUUCUCUGUUUCCUUUCAAAGGCAGUAACAGAUAAGACAAUGACUGCAAGUUUCAUCAGUAGACAUGGAACCCCGUUUUUCGUACAAGAGCAUAAUAGCUUUAAUAACCUUUUCCCCACUUGGUGGGGUAGUGCUCAAAGCUACUUACAUUGCAUACACAAGUAAUUUACUUCAUUUCCCUAUUACUGGAAUGUGGGCUUUUGCCAUAUACUAUGAAACAUAAAAUCAGCAUUUUUGCAGGUCCAUGUUAAUGAUAUUGACAUGUAGUAAAACAUUUCAAUUCUACAAAAAAUUGUUAAUUUAUUAAAAUGUGUCUCAGAAAAUAAUGUAUUCUGUUUGUAUUUAUUAUCAUUAGAAAUAAAAGAGGUAG
Molecule: messenger RNA, 8055 nt
Organism: Rhinolophus ferrumequinum (greater horseshoe bat)
Lineage: Eukaryota; Metazoa; Chordata; Mammalia; Chiroptera; Rhinolophidae
Gene: KBTBD3
Product: kelch repeat and BTB domain containing 3
Exons: 3
Coding region: 180-2003 (607 amino acids)
Molecular function (GO): protein binding
Source: RefSeq, a predicted model, not a curated record